AUGAAGCUCACGCUCCCCCCCAGGCCCGGCUUCCUCUCGGGCGUGCCCUCCAACGCCAUCGCCAUCGUGGGCCUCCUCGUCACCGUCAACCUCCUGAUAUGGGCCAGCAUCGCCAUCGUCCUGCACUACCACCCGGCGCUGAUAUCCGCCGCCGCGCUCUCCUACACCCUUGGCCUCCGCCACGCCCUCGACGCAGACCACAUCUCGGCCAUCGACCUCAUGACGCGCCGCCUCGUCAGCCUGGGCCAGCGUCCCGCCACCGUCGGCACCUUCUUCAGCCUAGGCCACUCGACCAUUGUCAUCGUCACAUGCGUCGUCGUCGCAGCCACGUCGGGCGCCCUGCGCGACCGCUUCGACGGCUUCACCCGCGUCGGCAACAUCAUUGGCACCGCCGUCAGCGCCACGGUCCUCAUCGUCCUCUGCGUCGCCAACGCCUUCAUCCUCCACUCCCUCGUCAGGAAACUCCAGCUGGAGCUGCAGCGUAGACGCGCCCCGGCCGCCCUGCACCAUGACGCGUCUCAGCACCACCACCUGCACGUCGAGGGCGGGGGCGUCCUGGUCCGCGUCUUCAAGUUCCUCUUCAAGGCCGUCGACCGCCCGUGGAAAAUGUACCCUCUGGGCGUCGUGUUCGGGCUGGGAUUCGACACGAGCUCCGAAGUGGCCAUUUUGGGAAUUGCCUCGCUGCAGGCCCUCAAGGGAACUAGUAUAUGGCUGAUUCUCAUCUUCCCCAUUCUCUUUACAUCGGGCAUGUGCCUGAUCGAUACGACCGACGGCGCAGCCAUGGUCACCCUCUACAGCUCAAAGGCCUUCUCGAGAGACCUCGUCGCAUUGCUUUACUACCAAAUCGUACUGAGCGGCAUCACGGUCCUGGUAUCUGCCUUUAUCGGCAUCAUUCAGCUCCUUUCGCUCAUUCAGAAUGUCGCCGAUCCAGAGGGCAGCUUCUGGGACGGCGUAGGUGCUAUCGGAGAUCAUUUCGACAUCGUUGGCGGCAGCAUAUGCGGCGUGUUCUUGCUUGUCGGUAUCGUGUCCAUCGUCUUGUAUAGACCGUGGAGAAGACGCAUCGACCGCCAGACUCGGGGACUCACCGUGGCUGAAGAUGAAAGCCAGGAUGGUUCUGAAGGACCUGCGUCACCGUUUGGCCAGCCUGCUGUCCCUCAGUCUGCGACGGCAACAUGA
This is a messenger RNA of Metarhizium album ARSEF 1941, 1176 nucleotides long. RefSeq names its product high affinity nickel transport protein nic1. Gene Ontology annotation, biological process: nickel cation transmembrane transport. Gene Ontology annotation, molecular function: nickel cation transmembrane transporter activity. The transcript is spliced from 2 exons. The record is from RefSeq and is a predicted model, not a curated record. Gene Ontology annotation, cellular component: plasma membrane. NCBI's taxonomy places the organism in Eukaryota, Fungi, Ascomycota, Sordariomycetes, Hypocreales, Clavicipitaceae. Bases 1 to 1176 code for a protein of 391 amino acids.